Molecule: messenger RNA, 5253 nt
Organism: Protopterus annectens (West African lungfish)
Lineage: Eukaryota; Metazoa; Chordata; Ceratodontiformes; Protopteridae
Gene: GLG1
Product: golgi glycoprotein 1
Exons: 28
Coding region: 49-3483 (1144 amino acids)
Cellular component (GO): Golgi membrane
Molecular function (GO): fibroblast growth factor binding
Source: RefSeq, a predicted model, not a curated record
UGAGAAGUACGACUUGACGUCAUCUUGCGUCAGUUUGCUUUGGCCAAGAUGGCUCCGUGUGGACGUGUUCCGGUGUUGCUGUUGUUAACUAUUUUGCUGUUAAUUUUUGAUUGUGGGAUGCUUGCAUUGCCUGAGUCAGAUAACUCUCCUUUGCAUAGUGAGAUGGAUGUAGGGAAAGUAAAUCGAAUGGACCCUGCCUUGCCUGCCCGUCGUCCUUCUACUUGGAAACUGGCAGAUGAGGAGGCCUGCCGGGAGGACGUGAUCCGCAUCUGCCCGAAACACACCUGGAGCAACAACCUGGCUGUUCUGGAGUGUUUGCAGGAUAUCAAAGAGGCUGACAAUGAGAUCUCUUCUGACUGCAAUCAUUUACUGUGGAACUACAAGUAUAACUUGACUACUGAUCCCAAGUUUGAAGCAGUGGCAGCAGAUGUUUGCAAGUCAACUAUAGCAGAGAUAAAAGAAUGUGCUGAUGAAGAACGUGGCAAAGGAUAUUUAGUCUCCUGUCUUGUGGAUCAUAGGACCAACAUCACUGAAUAUCAGUGUCAUCAAUACAUCACCAAAAUGACUGCAAUUAUUUAUAGUGAUUACAGACUGAUUUGUGGCUUCCUAGAAACCUGUAAGGCAGACAUUAACAGACUGCAAUGUGGGAGCAUACGAGCGACAGACAAGGAUGUCCACUCUCAAGGAGAAGUUGUGGCUUGUCUGGAGAAAGCCUUGGUUAAAGAAGCAGAACAACAAACACCUCAGUACCAGAUCACGGAAGACUGUAAGAAAUCCAUCCUUCGUGUAGCAGAACUUUCAUCAGAUGAUUUUCAUUUGGACCGAUACUUGUAUUUCUCUUGCCGAGAAGACCGUGAGCGGUUUUGUGAAAAUACACAAGCGGGGGAAGGAAGAGUGUACAAGUGCUUGUUUAACCACAAGUUUGAAGACUCCAUGAGUGAAAAAUGCCGUGAGGCAUUAACUACUCGUCAGAAACUCAUUGCACAAGACUACAAGGUUAGCUAUUCAUUAGCUAAAGCCUGUCGCUCUGAUUUAAGGAAAUAUCGUUGUAAUGUAGAAAACCUUCCCCGGUCUCGGGAAGCAAGGCUGUCAUACCUACUGUUGUGCCUUGAAUCAGCAAUGCAUAGAGGUCGGCAGGUGAGCAGUGAAUGCCAAGGUGAAAUGCUAGACUACCGCCGUAUGCUAAUGGAAGAUUUCUCAUUAAGUCCGGAGAUCAUAUUGAACUGUCGGGGAGAAAUUGAACAUCAUUGCUCAGGCCUUCACAGGAAGGGACGUACACUUCACUGUCUGAUGAGAGUCACACGAGCAGAGAAGACCAACAUUGGUGUGAGCUGUCAGCAGGCAGUAAGUUCAGUCAUUGAAACAGUUUCCAGCUUUUUGUCUGAAGAAGUGAUUUGUUUUGUCAUGCAUGUCUAUACUAGUCAAUACUUGGCUGGUCAGCAGAAGUUUACGUGUUACUUCAUGAGGCAGGUACAAGUAUUGUAUAUAUACAUAUAUAUUUUUUGUUUCUUCAGGAUCUUAUCAUGCCUCAUGGAGCAUUUGUAUACAGAAAAGAUGGUGGAAGACUGUGAGCAUAGGCUGCUAGAACUGCAGUAUUUCAUUUCUCGUGAUUGGAAAUUGGAUCCAAAUCUGUACCGCAAGUGCCAGGGUGAUGCAUUCCGGCUGUGCCAUGCCCAAGGCUGGAACGAGACAAAUGAAAUGGUCAUGCCUUCAGGUGCUAUCUUUUCUUGCUUAUAUCGGCAUGCAUACCGUACAGAAGAUCAGGGAAGAAGGUUGUCUAGAGACUGUAAGUCUGAAGUGCAGCGAAUUCUACACCAGAGGGCAUUGGACGUUAAACUGGACCCUGGCCUGCAGGAGAAGUGUCUGGUUGACCUUGGGAAAUGGUGCAAUGAGAAAACCGAGGCAGGACAGGAACUUGAAUGCCUUCAGGAUCAUCUUGAAGACCUCCUAGUUGUCUGUCGAGAAGUAGUGGGAAAUCUGACAGAACUAGAGUCUGAGGAUAUUCAGAUUGAGGCCUUACUGAUGAGAGCAUGCGAGCCAGUCAUUCAAGCCCACUGCCAUGAGGUGGCAGAUAAUCAGAUAGACUCUGGAGACCUAAUGGAGUGCCUCAUCCGUAACAAGUACCAGAAGGAGAUGAAUGAGAAGUGUGCAAGUGGAGUCACUCACUUUCAGCUGGUUCAAAUGAAAGAUUUUCGAUUCUCUUACAAGUUUAAGAUGGCCUGCAAAGAGGAUGUGCUAAGUCUAUGCCCCAAUAUUAAAAAAAAGGCAGAUGUUGUACUCUGUCUCAGUACCACAGUCCGGAAUGACACACUUCAAGAAGUCACUCACAGAGUUUCAGUGAAAUGUCGUAAACAGCUCCGUGUGGAAGAGCUGGAAAUGACAGAAGAUAUUCGUUUGGAACCUGAUCUAUAUGAUGCUUGUAAAACUGACAUUGGGAAAUUCUGUCAGGGUGUACCAUUUGGAAAUGCACAGAUUGUAGAAUGCCUAAAGGAAAAUAAGAAACAGCUGACCUCCCGCUGCCAUCAAAAUGUAUUUAAGCUUCAGAAAGUUGAAAUGAUGGAUCCUGAACUUGACUAUACACUUAUGAGGGUUUGCAAACAAAUGAUCGGUAAGAUGUGCUCAAAAGUAAGGAGUGAGAAACUGUCGAAGGCCUUGGAGAGAUCAAGGAAUACUGAGGCUAUGGAGGAAAAGGCUAAAUCUAUGCAAACUGUUAAAGAUUUCACACAGAACACUGAUUAUCGCUUAAAUCCCAUCUUGAGAAAAGCAUGUGAUGCAGACAUUCCCAAGUUUUGUCACUCCAUUCUAAAUAAAGCUGAUGAGUACACUGAACUAGAAGGGCAGGUCAUUUCCUGUUUAAAACUCAAGUAUGCCGAACAGCGUCUGUCUCCAGAUUGUGAAGAUCAGAUAAGAGUAAUCAUUCAGGAGUCUGCUCUGGAUUAUAGACUUGAUCCCCAGCUCCAAAUACAUUGUUCGGAAGAAAUCACUACUUUAUGUGCAGAGGAAGCUGCAGCUCAGGAACAGACAGGGCAAGUGGAGGAGUGCCUGAAAACCAAUCUCUUGAAACUUAAAUCUGAGGCCUGCAAAAAGGAGGUACUGAACAUGCUGAAGGAAAGCAAAGCCGAUAUAUUCGUAGAUCCUGUACUUCAUUUAGCCUGUGCUCUUGAUAUCAAGCACUUUUGUGCUGCGAUUCCACCUGGCAAAGGACGACAAAUGUCCUGUUUGAUGGAAGCAUUGGAAGAUAAACGUUUACGACUACAGCCAGAAUGCAAAAAGAGGUUGCAAGAUCGGAUUGAAAUGUGGAGUUAUGCAGCAAAGGUGGCUUCCGCAGAAGGAUUUUCUGAUCUUGCUAUGCAGGUGUUGACUUCUCCAUCUAAGAACUAUAUCAUAUCAAUGAUUGCCUUGAGCGUCUGCUUCCUCUUCUUGAUUGGCCUAGUUUGUGGUCGUUUUUCCAAGCGGGUGACACGAGAACUCAAGGACAGGUAGAGUUCCUAUUGCACAAGCACUCCAACUCAGCAGCACCUUUGUACAACCUCCUGUUUAGCAUUUUCCCCAUGGUGGCGGAAGGGGAAAGAUUAGAACAGCAGCAGAUGCCAGUACGAUUUCUUCUGAGCCUUUCCUCCAUCUGUGAUCUGAUCCUUGCCAAUUAUUCAUCAUACAGAAAGAGGAAGAAAAAAGUUCUGCAAUUUUUUUUUUUUUUUUUUUUUUGGCAGUUGCUGCUUUCUAUUUCAAGAUUGUUUUAUUCUCCUGACUACAGAUUCUGUUCUUUUCUGUAUAUUGCAGCAGCAUUCAUCCUACUAACAUUGGAUUAGCUGGACCUAUAAAUCCAGCAGUACUUGAGACAUUUUGUUACUGGCUACCCUGGGCACUUUCCUAUGCGGAUCGUUCUUGUCUGUGGGAAAUUACAUCUUGUUUUUUUUUGACACCAUAGCCUUGCACAUCCAUUCCACAAGUCAGAUUUGCAAGACUGAUAAAUUUGGAACUCUUGACUUUUUGGAGCAUCUCAGAUGAAUGCUGUCUUCAUUGUAGACCAAGUUAAACCUUGGGUUCAUCAGAGUAAUACAACACUGAUAGUGUUCAUGGUUGAGAUGGUUAAUAAGGGUGGCCUUGAAAAUGUCAUGGUUAAGAACUCUGGCACUGCACUAGUUUUUACAGUUAAGAAUGAAGCUGAAGCUUAAUGUCAUUCCCACACUUUAAGAAGAGAUUUAAUCUGUAAUUCUGUUGCAUUUCUGUUGAUAAAGACUGCAGAUAAAGAAUAAAGCUUUACUGUUUUUUUUAGAAAUUGGAAUGGGCCCAAAUUGGACAAGGUCAGAGCUGGAGACCAAGCCAAAAUUAUUCCUCACAAAGCUUUUUUUUUUUUGCUCAAGCUGAAAUGGGUGGGUGGGAAUAAGUAGUUUAUGUUGUGCUUGUAUGACUUUUGAGAUUUUAGUAAAUUUAAACUGAGUUGCUGCUGACCUUUCCAGCAACUGUCCUUUGAAAAGGACAAGAAAGAAGAGUAUAAAGUGCCUGGGGAGGCAGUUCUGGAUCUGAGCCUCUUGGUCAAGUUGAUUAUCAGCUCCAAAUAUUUGCUGACAAAGCAGAUGUGUCCUGUUUUGGUGGUGGAAAGAAUGAAAAUAGGAAAUAAUUGUAAUUUCUAUUAAUUUAGAUAUAUUUUAAUUAUUCUAAUGACGAGUCAUGUUCGCAAAUCUGUGGUGAUUUUUUUUAAUUGGCAAUGAUGAAGAAAAUCCAUUUUAUUCAUCAGAAGCAGGACUUUGCUGCUGUGUUGCACAGAAUACCUUAAAUGACAGGGGGGUUGUUGUUUGCUAAGGUAAAAUGUAUGAUUUAUGGCUGUUGUAGCAGGUUUCCAUUUCAAGUCAGCAGACGUGUGCAUCAGUGUCCCUUAAAUUCCCAAUGGUAAGGAGUUUUAAACACAGAAAAAAGGAAUCCGGAGCAAAUUUAUUUCUGGUCUUGUGCCCUUGUUAAAAUUUCUGCAAGCGGAAAAUAUGAUGACUUUUCCUUGAAAGACGUAUUGGAACUUACCAGUCAUGUACUGUUACCUGGAUCCAAGAACUGCUUUCAUUUUAUUUCAUUUCUGAAUGAUUAAGUGUUCAGGAGAAAACAUUGUGUAUAGAGCAGGGAGUCUUACUGAUAGUGUAGCGAAAGUGGCAUCAACAGGACUCUGCUGUUUUGCAUUCUCCUUUUACCUGUUUGUAAAGGUACUUGAAAAUGGAUUUUAAUUUAAUAAAACCUGGAAGGUGAAUAUUUCAUUUCCAAAUA